GCAACCAGGAAUCCAUUUUACUUGCAUGUAGGUAUGGAUAUCUUACAAAGCCUAAACAAUUUCACUAGGGCAGAGUGUGGGUAUGCAACUGUGCACAGUGUGUUGGAUAAGAGCUUGGAGGACCGUAUGGAAAGUUUCUUCUUAAGCGAGACAUGCAAGUACCUAUAUCUGUUAUUUGAUAAAGACAAUUAUGUGAACAAACACUUCAGCAAAUAUGUGUUCAGUACGGAGGGACACCUUUUCCCAGUGGAUGUUCAGUUCCGGUCCAAAGUGUGGGAAGAAAGGACCAUGGUAACUGAUACUGCAUUAGUACAAAGGAGCAGAAACCUUUCG
Messenger RNA from Cryptotermes secundus, 333 nucleotides. RefSeq names its product ER degradation-enhancing alpha-mannosidase-like protein 1. The transcript is spliced from 2 exons. Gene Ontology annotation, cellular component: membrane; endoplasmic reticulum. Gene Ontology annotation, biological process: carbohydrate metabolic process; mannose trimming involved in glycoprotein ERAD pathway; endoplasmic reticulum mannose trimming. Gene Ontology annotation, molecular function: calcium ion binding; mannosyl-oligosaccharide 1,2-alpha-mannosidase activity. The annotation marks the transcript as partial. The record is from RefSeq and is a predicted model, not a curated record. NCBI's taxonomy places the organism in Eukaryota, Metazoa, Arthropoda, Insecta, Blattodea, Kalotermitidae.